Molecule: messenger RNA, 843 nt
Organism: Penicillium salamii
Lineage: Eukaryota; Fungi; Ascomycota; Eurotiomycetes; Eurotiales; Aspergillaceae
Source: the annotation of a GenBank genome assembly
AUGGCUGACAUUGCUGCUCAGGAAGAAGAACUGAAGGAGUUCAAACUGCAGUAUGAAACAGUUGUCUCCAGCUUGCAGGCAGAUCCUGAUAACACAGAGCUUGCGAGUCUUCAAGCUGAGCUUGGAGAACUGAUCAGCUUGACUGAAAUCGCCAUUGCCGAACAAAAAGCCGAACAACAAGCUGCCGCACCCAAGACUGCGCCCAAGGAAAACCGAUUUAAGAAUAAUAGCUUCCAGAAGGCGGACAAGGAGGAUGCACCUACACCCUCAGCGCCCGCUUCCUUUGCAGUGAAUGAUAAUGUCCUCGCACGCUGGGUCUCUGGCGACAACGCCUUCUACCCGGCCAAGAUUACCUCCAUGACGGGCUCAUCGACCAAUCCCAUGUAUCUGGUGUCAUUCAAAUCAUAUGCGACUGUGGAAAACUUGACGGCAAAGGAUCUCCGACCCAUUUCUGGCUCUGACUCUCGCAAGCGCAAGGCUGAUGGAACCCCAGGCAGUUCGGCGUCUCCCUCGCCCGCGCCCCCCGGUGUAAUCUCCGCCGCAGCAGACAUUAACCCCGUACUGGCCACUCAAGCUCGCAGUGAACCGAGCCUGGCUAGUGAUGGGCCCCCUCGUCCGGCCAAGGCCCCUCGCAAAGUGAAGGCAAACAAGGAGCUGGAGGAAGGCAAGAAUAAGUGGAAGGACUUCGCUGCCAAGACCAAGGGCAAGGGCAAGUUUGGAAAGAAGGAGAGCAUGUUCCGAACUGGUGAAGGUGUCAAUGCACGAGGUUCCGGUCAGACCAUGCGCAAAGAUCCCACACGAUCCCGUCACAUCUACCAGAAAACCGACGAUGAAGGUUAUUAA